Molecule: messenger RNA, 2914 nt
Organism: Acanthochromis polyacanthus (spiny chromis)
Lineage: Eukaryota; Metazoa; Chordata; Actinopteri; Pomacentridae
Product: laminin subunit gamma-2
Exons: 9
Coding region: 178-1209 (343 amino acids)
Source: RefSeq, a predicted model, not a curated record
CCCUCUAAAGCAAAAUCACAUGAUGCGUAUUUUGUCAUAUGACGCCGAUGAGAGGACUGAUUCCCCUGUUAGCGACCAGAGCUGCUGUCCUCUGUGGAAACUCAGGCAGCUGGACCUGCCGGGGAUGACCUGCUGGACACCGACUCUGUUUGGCGGCUGCUCUCGGUAACCUGGAGGAUGGACUGUCGGGGACUUCUGCCUGCUGUAGCAGCUGCUUGCUGCAUUGUCAUGGUGGUGAGCCAGACGACUCUCACUCCUGCUGUGCUGAACACCACCCUCAUCGAGAAUGUGACCGGUCUGACUAUAACACCCGUGAUUUUCAGCAGCACAACCCCAGGCUGCUCUUCUUUCAAUGUUUCUACUUGUGAGCCCUGUGCGCCGGGAUCACAAUACGACAACAGCACCUUGCUGUGCACGUGCUGUUCUGACCCUGGGCUGUGUUUAUUUCCUGGAGCCUGCCUCCCCUGUGCCAUGGGGUUUUAUCAGCCAGUAGCUGGAGAGCAGAAAUGUUUGCCCUGCAACCGGGGUUUUUACACCAAUUUCACUGGAAGUCCAUUAUGUCACCCCUGCCCUGGUGGGUCCUUCAGCAAUAACACUGGUGCAGAACGUUGCACAAGCUGUUUGCCAGGUUUCUUUUCAUUGCAGGAGGGUUCUACUUCAUGUUCACCGUGUGCAUUGGGGAGUUUUUGCAACUCGUCCAGUUGCACCCAGUGCCAAAUGUGUCCUGGAGGAACUGAAACUCUGCUGACUGGAGCUACACGCUGCUCACCCUGCCGGCCAGGCAUGUACAAGGCUGCCUAUCAGACCAUGUGUCAGAUCUGUGGCAGUGGCUUCUACCAGGUCCAGUGGGGGCAGGAGAACUGUGAAAUCUGCCCAGAGAACCACUACUGCCCUAGCCCUGAUGUAAACCCCAUCCUGUGUCCAACUGAUGCCUUCUGUCCAGAGGGCAGCUUGGCUCCAGGCUACUGCAUGGAGACUUUCUUCCGCAAAUCAGGGGACACUUGUGAAAUGGCUCCUGUCACUAUCGCGCUGUUGGUUAUUGGAGGAGGGGUGACCUUACUGUUUAUCGGUUUAAUGGUUCUACGUCGACGGAGAGACACCGACAGAGAGCUGACAAUAGCCCGGACUCCACUGUUACGCAAAGAACGGCCUCAGGGUCGAUACUAUGGGCUGCCCUGUGAUGCCGAGCCAGUGUAUGCCGGCUGGUAAACCACUAAGACUAAAGAACUGACAGAAGAAGCAGCAGACUAAUGGUAAAAUCCUCAACCGGCACCUUCAGAGUAAUUUCACAAUCCACCAGCUUUUCAAUUGUGGUACAUUUGAAUAUAUUAUUGACAAACAGAGAUUGAUUCUUUUGUGAAUUCUUAUAGUUUGACGUUGUUACAGUUGUUCCACUUUCAGAGAAACAUUCCUUUUGUAAACUGGGUUAUUGGAUUAUGAGAGGUAUGUUGGAGACACGUGCCUCGGGUUGGUGGGAAACUUUUUCUCCUAUGAAAAGCACUUUUUUUUAUUACAGAGGUAAUCGAUUUACUUUGCAUUCACGUGCUGGUAGACUUGUGGGUGCUUCUGUUAACUCUAAUGCUUCGUCACUGACAGAGAGGUGUGGCUGGUACGUUGUGUUUUUUAAAGCUUUUGAUUUUUGUGUGCCAUGUUGUUUGUAGUUUAAGUGAUACCUUUGCUUAAUGGUUUUCAUCUGCUUUUUUUUUUUUUUUUAAAAAAAGGUUAUAUUUGUAUGUUUUAAAGGAAAAUAAAUAAAAAUUAUUCAGAUUUAUAACUCUUUCUGUUAUAAUUUGACUAUACAUUUCAAACUAGUAAUGAAUAAUGUAAGUUUUUUGUUAUCAUCCCUAUGAAAGGCACAAAACCUUUUUUUGCAUUAAUUUAUUGAGAUGAUGUUAAAUUAUUUCUCCAUAUCCUUGGUAAAAGUGAGCAACCAUGAAUAAUUUCUGAUUUACCUAAUGUGCACAUUUCAAUUUUAGACUAUGAAUGCAUAUAAUGCCUUCAGAUUUCUUGGUUUUUCCCUCAAUGCUGGAUGUUUUGAGAAUGCAGUUAUUCGGUAAUUUAACCAGACAGAACAAAAUAACUCCUAUUAUGUAGGUUCAGAAUGUGCAGCAACAAUUACAAUCCAGUAACAUGCUGUUGACAGCUAUAGGAUGUUACUGAAAAUGAGAACUGAUGGUCCAAAAAGUCGACAUUCAGUAGAGCAGAACUUUAAAACCUUCCAGCUCUGAAGUCAAAACUGACAUCUGUGUUGGAAAGUGUGAAUUCAGAUAUGAAAAAUCUACUGACAUAAUGUUUCAAUGUGAAACAAGUAUUCACAUCAGACUUUAGAAGCCCUUUAGAUGCACAUUAAUGAGCAAUACUAUUAAUCUGAGUAUACUUUGGCCAUGCACACAAAUAUAAAUCAAACUUUUGACAUCUUCUCCAAAUUUCUCUUUUUGUCUCUUUUUUUGCAUGCUUCACCCACUUACAAAGAUUUAUUGUAACUACAAAUGUAAAGAAUAUUUUUUAAUUUUUCACUUCUUGGUUUUAGUUUCGGUCAUGUUUUGGUUUAGUGGUGUUUUUGCUGUGGGUGGUGUUUUCUUUUUUUAUACUGUAUGUGCAAAGGUUUUAGGCAUUUUGGUGGAUUCUUAUCUAUCACACAGAACAAUCAGGUAUCCGAUCAGUCCCAACUCCAGCCUACAGUAUGACAACAACCCCGAACAUGCAGGCUUUAACAUGCCACAAGAAGAACAAGGAGUUCUGCAACAGAUGGUGUGACCCCACAGAGCCCUGAUCUCACCAUUAUGGAGUCACUCUGGGAUCAUAUGAAGAGGCAGAAAACAGCGGCAAACGGUGGUCACACUAAAUACUGAUAUGAUUUAGGUUUUCUCUAUUUACUGCAAUCUGUACAAACAUAAUAAAUAGAAACCAGUCA